Impatiens glandulifera is the source of this 864-nucleotide messenger RNA. RefSeq names its product heme-binding protein 2-like. The record is from RefSeq and is a predicted model, not a curated record. NCBI's taxonomy places the organism in Eukaryota, Viridiplantae, Streptophyta, Magnoliopsida, Ericales, Balsaminaceae. The coding region runs from base 33 to 698 and encodes 221 amino acids. The transcript is spliced from 3 exons.
AUCUCUCAAUCUCAGUUAGUUCCUUCGAAGAAAUGGCAAACGAUCGGUUCCCUUGGAAGACUCUCACAGUAUUGCUUAAUCUCCUUUGCUUCACCGUUCUAUGCGUAGCUCUCGAAUCACCACAGUACUCGGUUAUUCACAAGGAAUCAGAUUUCGAAAUCCGACGAUACAGAGACCUGGUAUGGAUGUCUGCCCCAGUCAAAGAGGUCUCCUUCCAUAAAGCCACUAGAAACGGAUUCCACAGGUUAUUUCAAUUUAUAGAAGGUGCAAAUCUAAACUUCUCCCGAAUUCCAAUGACGGUUCCUAUCUUAACAAGCAUUGUUCCUGAUGCUGGACCCCUCCACUCAUGGGCAUACUAUGUUAGACUCUACUUACCUGCUAAGUUCCAAGAGAAUCCGCCUCUUCCUCUUCCAGAACUGAACCUUCAGCCUACCCCAUGGUCGAGCCGAUCCAUUGCAGUCAGACAGUUCUCAGGAUUUGCGGAUGAUGAUAACAUUGUUAAAGAGGCGGAUAAACUUGCUACCAGCCUGAGCAGGUCUCCAUGGUCAAACUCUACUUCUUCUGCAAGUGGAGACGCCUAUUCUAUUGCUCAGUACAACUCCCCCUUCAGGUUUAUUGGGAGAGUGAAUGAAGUGUGGGUUGAAGUAAAUGAACCUGUUGUUGAUCAUUCCAUAUUCAGUGGAGGAAUAGCUAGCUGAGUAUUGAUUUUCUACAACUGAAUUGGAUAUCCCCAUGGGUCACUAUAGAAGGAUUAGAGAUAAGGCUUAUUAACUUAAGAAGCUGAAGAGAUCACUAGCAGAAGGUAACACUAAUUAGGUAGCCGUCUGGAAUUUCUACAAUCAAUGGUUGGUGGGACCUUCUUGA